UUUUUCAAAGUAUAUAUGAGUCUCAUUUAAAACACCUGGACAUUUUGUAAUAUCAUGGCAGAUGACUGUGGGAUUAUUACAUGUACUGUGAGCGUUGAAGAAAUUAAUGGAACAUCAGGAGUGGCGAAAAGAGUGCAAUAUCGUAAUGUCACCAUGACCUUAGGAAGAAAUGAAUUCAGGGACAUCAUCCUCAUGGUUGACUUGGGCAAGCGACAGGUGAAGUACAACAUUCGGGAAAUGCAAAUGCACAGGAAGUUUGUGAAGGAAGGUAAAGCGACAUUGAUAUUUACUGAGUACAGGACACAGCUGUUGAUCAGUAAUUGUCCUCCAGAUAAACUUAUUAUAUUUCUACGAACACUGUAUGGAAAAUUAGAAUGCGGAAAGAUCAAAGGCUUUUUGAGUGAACGUCAGAAACUGAGGUCUGAUCUGCAGCGUCAGUUUCAAGAGAUUAGCCCGCUGAAUGUUAAGGAUCUCGAUGCUUUGCAAACCAAAAGGACAAAAGAAGCGGAAAAGAAAGCUAAAAGGUUUGCCACACCAAAAGGAAAACGGAAAAGGAAAGACACAGAUGGAAAUAUGGACAGCGAAAACAAAGAGAAUAUGCAUCCAAAGAGUUUAAAGCAACCUAGGAAAGAAUUAGCAUCUGUGUUGUCUUCAGCCUCCAUUUUGCAGUCAGUAAGACUUUCUAAAGAACAGCAGAUGGUUCUCACGGCAGUUCGCAGUGGCAAGAAUGUAUUCUUUACUGGAAGUGCUGGUACUGGCAAGUCGUUCCUUAUGAAGAGAAUUAUAGGUGCCCUCCCACCCCAGCAUACGUUUGCCACAGCCAGCACAGGGAUAGCAGCUUGCCAUAUAGGAGGAACCACCCUACACGCAUUUGCAGGUAUAGGUUCAGGUAAAGCUGACCUGGCUCAGUGUAUAGAGUUAGCCUCAAGGCCCCAGGUGACUCAGCAGUGGAAGAGAUGUCAUCAUCUGAUCAUUGAUGAGAUCUCCAUGGUGGAUGGAGACUUCUUUGAUAAGCUGGAGGCUGUAGCGAGGACUGUCCGGAAGAGUGAUGUGCCUUUUGGGGGCAUUCAGCUUGUUGUCUCUGGUGACUUCCUUCAGCUGCCUCCAGUCAUCAAGGGGCAAGGCAAAAGGAAAUUUUGCUUCCAGUCUAAGUCUUGGAGGGAUGUGAUUCAUGUCAAUAUGGAGUUGGCUGAGAUCAGGCGACAGACAGACAAACAGUUUGUGGACAUUUUGCAAAACAUACGACAUGGAAAGUGUCCAGAGCAUGUGACUGAGGUUCUGAAGUCAACAGCUAACAACAACUGCAACAUGAAUGGUGUCAUAGCAACCAGACUUUGCACCCACAAGGAGGACGUCGAGCAGCUAAAUUUACAUCACCUGAAGAAAUUAACAGGCAGCUGUCGUUCCUUUCAAGCCACAGACACGGACUCUGUGUAUACCAGCAUGAUUAAUAAUCAUUGUGUAGUUAAAAAUCAGCUGGACCUCAAACUGGGUGCUCAGGUGAUGCUGGCAAAGAACCUUGAUGUACAGCGCGGUCUUGUGAACGGAGCCCGAGGAGUGGUAAUAGGGUUUGAAGCCGGAGAGACAGGCUACCCAAUCGUGAAGUUUCUCAGUGGACUGAAGGAGACCAUCAAGCCUGUGCGAUGGACAUUGCGAGCUCCAGGGGGGGUGCUGGUGAGUCGUAAACAGGUCCCUCUACAGCUCGCAUGGGCCAUAUCCAUCCACAAAAGCCAGGGUAUGACAUUGGACUGUGUGGAGAUCUCGCUGGCGAGGGUGUUUGAGUCAGGACAGGCUUACGUGGCUCUGUCGCGAGCAAAGAGCCUGACUGGUCUGAGAGUGGUGGACUUUGACCGCAGCUGUGUACGAGCAGACCCCGAGGUGCUUCGCUUCUACCACCGCCUCCAGCUACAUCAGCGAAUGAUGCAGACAGAUCUAAAUUCUUACCUGCAGGAGCGUUGAUUUGCAAAAUGACGUACGCCCAUCUAAAC
This is a messenger RNA of Liolophura sinensis, 1988 nucleotides long. Its product is annotated as ATP-dependent DNA helicase PIF1-like. Gene Ontology annotation, molecular function: ATP hydrolysis activity; DNA helicase activity. The transcript is spliced from 10 exons. Bases 55 to 1959 code for a protein of 634 amino acids. The record is from RefSeq and is a predicted model, not a curated record. Gene Ontology annotation, biological process: DNA repair; telomere maintenance. NCBI's taxonomy places the organism in Eukaryota, Metazoa, Mollusca, Polyplacophora, Chitonida, Chitonidae.